Messenger RNA from Clonostachys solani, 1008 nucleotides. The record is from the annotation of a GenBank genome assembly. NCBI's taxonomy places the organism in Eukaryota, Fungi, Ascomycota, Sordariomycetes, Hypocreales, Bionectriaceae.
AUGAGCCAGAUCGGAUCACACCCACCUUGGUUGACCAUCAACCCGUCGCUCAUUUCGUCACAUACUGUGGCCUUGCGGGAUGAUGGACCACCCUCUGCUUUGCAACAAUCUGCAAUGCAGAACGGAGCUCACCGAGCGUGCUCUCGUUACAACAUGCAGGUGUGUUCCGUCGCAUCCGCGUGUACGGUCAUCUUUACUAAUGCGGGCGCUCGAGUACCUUUUAGCCACAAUUUCUGCCUCCCGUGUGCACGUCAGUUUGGGUUUGUUGAAGCCAACGGGGCAAUACUACCGGGAACCGGAAGGCACCUUGCUUGCCCAGCAUGCAUGGCUGACUUGCCAGGCCAAGACGACGCUGUCAUCACCCACCUAAACCCGAACGAUGAUUACAAAACGAGUAUCCUGAGCGGCUUGAGUCCGAGUACUAUCAUGGAGUGUGCUGGACGAGCACUGAGCUUCUGGGCGUACCAGGCCACUCAGGAGAUGCACUUCCAGCGACAUCUCUAUACGACCAUGACAGAGAAAUAUUCGGCGCUUGCCGCCGAACUCAAUAGGAGAACGAGCGAAGCAAAUUCGAAGAUCAGCAGCCUGCAAAGCAAGUUACAGACAACCAUCGCCGAAUACGAGAUACUACAGCAAAAGAACGAAGACCUUGUGCUCAUGUAUAAGGAUAAAUGCCGAAAGCUACUGCAAACGCAGGAAGCGCAUGACAGGGAAAAGAGAAAAGCUGAGCUGGGCCAACUUCGGCAGGCUGCCUCAGCCGUCGUCGACUCCGAUCUUCAGAACACAGGCCAUACAACACAACAAAUUGUGGACGGAGCUUUACAGGACAGAGGUUCUAGAAAGGUCCAAAACCAUUCGGCUGGGCUCAUCUCGGGACACGAAUAUGAGUCCAUUGCAUCUAUGAACUCGUCCUUACCCCGAGCAAUUCCGAGAGCGCACGGGGUAUGGGACAAACAAUCACUGGUGCAGCCCCGAGGAAGUAGGUACUAUCAAUGUCUCAGAUUAUAA